AUGAUCAAGAUGAUGAAUAACCUAUUGGGUCAGAAGCCAAAGAGAGCAUCAGCUCCAGCAGGCUCAACCACACCUGCCUCAAACACUACCGCGGCACCAUCUCCCAUAAAUGAACAAUCUCAAACUCUGCCACUGCCACAUCCACAGACAGAGCAACAUCCACAAACAGAUCCACUGCCACUGCCACAAACAGAUCCACAAACACAGACACAUCCACUUCCCCAAACACACAAUGUACCAAUACAACCACAACAACAACAUCAUCAUCAACAAUCUCGAUCAGCACCAUGUUCACCAUCAAGACCCGCACUAACGGUAACAAGUUUGAAUGAUGACAUUGAGAAGAAGAAACAAUCAAAGUAUAAUCAUGAGUUGGAAGUCGUUGUGUUGAGAUGGGUCGCAGAGGUACUCAAUGUGCCACUGUCCGAAGAGGUCUCAUUUUACGAACACUUCAAGAGCGGCGUGCUGCUCUGUCGCCUGAUAAACACAAUCAAGCCGGGCGUCGUCAAGAAGAUCAACGAGUCUGCCGUCUCAUUCAAACAGUUGGAGAACAUUGACAACUACCUCAAAGCAUGCAUGGCGAUCGGCCUGCAGGACGUGCACAGGUUCAACUCCAUCGACCUCUACGAGAACAAGGACAUCUCACUCGUCAUCAACAAUGUGCAGGUGCUGGGGAAGUUUGCUGCUCGCGUCGAUGGCUAUACUGGCCCACAUCUCGCCGGUGAGCGCAAGAAUGUCAAGAUCACAACGGCUCCGCCACCACCCCUGUUUGCUAAUGGCAGUCAGGGCAAUGGCCAUGGCGUUGGCGUUGGAUAUGGCGGCGGCGGUCCAAACCGUGGAGGCGCAUCCAAGAAGAAGUGGAGGAAGACUAUCCGACCACCUUCAGUCGCGCCUCUCAACCUAGACAUCAACACAAAGGAGGCAUUCAAGUACUCGCCUGAACUAGAAAAGAACGCGCAACUCUGGAUCGAGGAACUAGUCGGCGAGAAGUUCCCCUUCCCCUCCUUCCGCACGUCCCUCAAGGACGGUGUACUACUAUGCAAAGCCAUCAACAAACUCAAACCAGGCACUGUAACAUACAUCAACACUGGCAUGUCGAGCUUCAAGCAAAUGGAGAACAUUGCCAACUAUUUGAAUGGAUGUCGCUCGCUCGGACUCAAGCCCUCCGACCUGUUCAACACAUCCGACCUCUACGAAGAGAAGAACAUCAACUUGGUGAUAUCCAACAUCCAUGUGCUGGCCAACCACGCCACCAAGAUGUUUGGCAGCGCCGUCCCCUCGAUCAAGUCCAUCAGCCAGAGCAACUUCACAGCGCAAAACAAGCUCUACGCAUCACUGGUGCACUCUCGCUUCGGCUCGGCGAUGGCCAAGGAGGCACCACCCGAGGACGUGCCCGAGUUGCUGGCGUGGAUGAAUGGACAUCUCAAGGCACGUGGUCUAGAGUGCAAGGACAUCUCCUGGGAUCUAAAGAGCGGAGUACUUUUACUCGCACUACUCGAAGAGAUCACAUCACUGCGAGUUGGCAUCUAUUGCAAGGACCCUGUACUACCAUGGCACUUCAUGCAGAACAUCUUCCUUCUUCUGAACUUUAUGCGAGAGAACUCAAACUUCAAUGUUGGCACAAUAUCAGCACAUGAUAUAUUCAAUGGCAAUGUUGGAUCAUUGUGUAAUCUUGUGAGACUGAUCAGGGAGAACUUUGAUCGUGCACAUUUCUUCAAGAGUGUGCCAGUGGACAUUAGACGCCAGAGAGUGAUCGAGGAGAUCGUCUCGACUGAGCAAUCCUACGUCAAGUCGCUCUCAGUGGUCUUCCACACACUGAUUGUACAGUUACAAUUGAUGAGUGAGUCUGACACCAAUCAGCAUGCACUUCUCUCACCAGACGACGUCUUCUCAGUCUUUGGCAACUGGGAAAACAUUCUUCGAUCACACAUACUCCUACAGCGCGAGUUUGAAGACAGGCUAUCCAAGUGGAAUGAUGAAUCAACAUUUGGAGAUAUUAUAUUACAAAAGUGUGGAUUCUUGAAGGACACUUACAAGGACUACAUCAACAACUUUGACAACAGUUAUCAGAGGAUCAAGAGACUGAGAAAGGCUAAUAGAUUCUUUGAUGAGUCCGUCAACAACUUUGAGGUGAUACAGGACUCUACAAACGGAUUAGACCUGGCAUCAUACCUUAUCAUGCCAAUUCAAAGAAUACCAAGAUAUCUAUUGCUACUCAAGGAGGCACUCAAGUAUACAUCAUCCACACAUCCAGAUCACAACAUGCUUCUCAAGGCCAAGGACAUGAUACGCCAAGUGGCCGACCAAGUCAAUGAGAGCAAGAUGAUGUUUGACAACACCAGGAAGAUAACCUCAAUCCAAGACUCAAUAUUUGACAUUCAAAUCAACUUGAGUGACAGUCCCAACAACAACAGGAGAUACAUUAGAGAGGGCUUCUUGGAGAUUGAUGAGUCAUUCAACAAGAACUCAUACUUCUUCCUCUUUAACGACCUACUACUCUAUGUCAAGUAUAAGCCAAAUGAAGACACUGGAAAGGAGUUCAAGUUCAAAGAGGCAUUUCCAAUGUCAGACAUGGUUGAUAUCUGCGAUAUAUUAUCAGAUGAUGAGGAGGAGCAGGAGAAGCCACAACCAGGUGCAAGAAGAGGUGGAUUGUCAAAGAAGAAGAAGCCAUCGUUUGAACUCGAGACAAAGGAGUUCUCACUGGUGUUGAUCGCAGAGUCGGAGCAGGACAAGCGCGCAUGGAUGGAUGACAUCAGGUCAUGUCUGCAGAAUCAACUGAUCGAGGAUGACGACCAGCUCAGCGACCUCUCUCUCGACUCGACAGAUGACAAUGAGCAACAAGCUGACGAGGCCGAGGCUGAGGCUGAGAAAGAGGCCGAGCGUGAGGCAGCAGCAGAUGAACUUGUGGAGAAGGUAUCUGAGAAGGAAGUGGCAGAGACAAAGCAAGAUGGAUGCCAUGACAUUAGCGAUAACAGCCAUCAGAGACUGAGCAAGAACUGGUCGAUCACUGAUCAUUCAUAA
This is a messenger RNA of Acytostelium subglobosum LB1, 3021 nucleotides long. RefSeq lists its product as hypothetical. NCBI's taxonomy places the organism in Eukaryota, Evosea, Eumycetozoa, Acytosteliales, Acytosteliaceae. The transcript is spliced from 6 exons. The record is from RefSeq and is a predicted model, not a curated record. Bases 1 to 3021 code for a protein of 1006 amino acids. Gene Ontology annotation, molecular function: protein binding; guanyl-nucleotide exchange factor activity.